Molecule: messenger RNA, 708 nt
Organism: Acanthoscelides obtectus
Lineage: Eukaryota; Metazoa; Arthropoda; Insecta; Coleoptera; Chrysomelidae
Source: the annotation of a GenBank genome assembly
AUGUACUGUGAUCAGGCUUUAAAACGCUUCAUUUUUGGAUUGAAGGAUCAGUAUGGUAAUAUUUUUGCGCACUCACACGUGAAUAGUUUGCCAGAUGCUUUGCGUAAAAUUCAAGAAAUGGAAAACUUUUGGUAUGAGCGUUCUUUGACCAAUUUCAUGAGAGAUACAGACGAACCCCAACGCAAAAAUAGUCAGUUUCCCAAACCAGUACCAAAUCAGAGGGGAAAUAAUUUCAAUAAUAGCUUCCAAAAUCAGUUUAGGCCACAAUUCCAAUUGUCACCACCCAGAGUUGGUCCACCCAGACCAAAUAAUUUAACUCCUCGGCCGCAACUAAGUCAGCCGCAGUUAAUGCCAAAUCGUUUUCCAAAUUCAAAUCAACAAAUUUCUAGGAAUACCCAACCUAAUAGGCCAACACCUAUGUCCGUCGAUGGUAGUAAUUAUCGCCCAAAUAAUUCUAUAAGACAGCCGUAUCGCCCCAACUUUUUUCAACAAGCAAGCCGUCCAAAUGUGAUUGUGGAAGAGCUCCAUAAUCAGGAGACCGAAGGCUCUGAAUUUCCUGAUCAAUACGAUAACUAUUUUUCUGAAGCCCCGUACGUUGAUCAGCAAGACUUUGAUUACAUGGAAAGUGAAGUAGCUUCUUUUGAAAAUGAUAGUGCCCAGGUUGGAAAUUUUCCAAUACCAGCCUCGGAACCGAAUCAGUCGUCUUAA